AUGGCGCCGCAUCUCAGUAACGAGGAGUUCUUCACCUCCCUGACCUCCCUCUUAAGCACCACGUCCCAAAAAACCCGCGGCUCCGUCUAUCUCACCCAGAAACCACUCCUCAACACCACCUCCACCACCAGCGACGACCCUUCCCCCACGAAACCAGCAAUCCUAAUCCGCGCAACAGACGGAAACACUAACGCGCCCAACCCCAAGAACCCCAAGAACAAGAUCGAAAAAGCAACAAAGGCGAGCAAGGUGAAGAUCUCGACUGUUGUGGCGGUGGAGGAGUUGGAGGGGUUUUAUGGACGGUAUGCGGAGGUUUGUAAGGCGGGGAUGACGGGGUUGAAGAAGAGGGAUCGGAAGAGGGGGAAGGGGAAGGGGAAGGGUGGUUCUGGGAAGGGCAAGGCUUGA
This is a messenger RNA of Aspergillus ruber CBS 135680, 405 nucleotides long. Its product is annotated as signal recognition particle 14 kDa protein. The record is from RefSeq and is a predicted model, not a curated record. NCBI's taxonomy places the organism in Eukaryota, Fungi, Ascomycota, Eurotiomycetes, Eurotiales, Aspergillaceae. Gene Ontology annotation, biological process: SRP-dependent cotranslational protein targeting to membrane. The transcript is spliced from 2 exons. Gene Ontology annotation, cellular component: signal recognition particle, endoplasmic reticulum targeting. Bases 1 to 405 code for a protein of 134 amino acids. Gene Ontology annotation, molecular function: endoplasmic reticulum signal sequence receptor activity; 7S RNA binding.